Molecule: messenger RNA, 511 nt
Organism: Rhipicephalus microplus (southern cattle tick)
Lineage: Eukaryota; Metazoa; Arthropoda; Arachnida; Ixodida; Ixodidae
Cellular component (GO): myosin II complex
Molecular function (GO): calcium ion binding
Source: RefSeq, a predicted model, not a curated record
AUGGCGCACAGCAAACAACUGUCGCCCGAAGAGAUUGCAGACAUAAAGGGCGCCUUCCUGCUAUUCGACCGCAACGGCGACGGCGUCAUUUCGUGCGCAGAGCUCGAGAUGGUGCUGCAUGCUCUCGGAGAAAGCCCCAGCGCCGACGAGAUGGCGCGCAUCGUGCGCCAGGUGGACCGCAACUUCAACGGGAGCAUCGACUUCCAAGAGUUUCUGGCCUUCAUGGUGCGCAAGAUGUCUGUGCGCAUCAGCACACGUGCGGAUGUCCUCAAAGCGUUUCAGGUCUUUGACAGGGACUCCAAUGGAUACAUCACGAAGACCGAGCUGAUACACAUCUUCACUAAAGUUGGGCAGAGUAUGACCCUUGAAGAAGCUGAAAAAGUUAUAGCAGAAGUGGAUGCCGACAAGGAUGGUCGCAUCGACUAUGCGGAAUUUCUCAACAAGGUGAUGCCAGAAGAGAAGGAGGAAGGUGGCUUCAGUAAAAAACAACACAAAUGAAAGUAGCUUUAUA